GAAAGUGGAAGUGAAAGUAAUAGAAAUUUCCAUUUUCCGUCAUUUAUUCGUCUGCCAGCCGAACAAAUGCAGAAAGAAAAAACGGAGAACUAUAAAUACCUGACCAGUAUUCAAAGCAUCGCAUUUAUGUCUCAGAAUAGGAAAAGAACUGGGGAAAAGGCGAAGAAUGAUUUUUUAUCACAUAGUUUCCGUUUUUAAUAUCGUGAUUUUUUUCUACCUGUGCUUCAUGGAGCGAAUCGCCGUGUGCCAAACGAUAACCUCCGAAAAAACAGAUGUCAUCUCAGUUCUGCACGCCUUCUGCCGGCAGAAGCACCGUUUGGAUGUGAUGGAGUGCGUGAACCACUCGACCCAAGGACAGGCAUUAGAACCUUGGAAUGACUGUCUUAAUCCUGACAAAAGCCUCAGCAAGAGAGGAGUGGUUGAUUUGGCUUGCAGAAUGUUACAUCCUGAAUUUAAAAGAGUUUUAAAUCUUCUUUCGGAAUGUGUAGAAUUACUGGUGAGUUCUUCUGAUGCAGAAGCUUGGAUGACAAUACUAAAGGCAUGUGCUUAUAAAACAGAUACAACAGCUAUUACUGAAGGAGAUACGAGAAACACAGUUCGUUCUUCAUAGACAUCAAUACUCAUUUUAAAUUGUUG
Argiope bruennichi is the source of this 636-nucleotide messenger RNA. RefSeq lists its product as uncharacterized. Lineage: Eukaryota; Metazoa; Arthropoda; Arachnida; Araneae; Araneidae. The record is from RefSeq and is a predicted model, not a curated record. The transcript is spliced from 5 exons. The coding region runs from base 167 to 610 and encodes 147 amino acids.